CGAAGGGCCGCCUCGAAAAGAACAGUAGAUCAGCAUGGCGCCGGCCUGCGACAUCGCGGCCGACGCACUUGGCAUCUUUCUGGAAGGCCUUCUCCUGCCUUGCGAGACACUUCUGGCCCUACUCGUGUGUAGCCUCUCGUCCGCCGAGCCGGCCAUCCACCACUACGCACUGGCAAACAUGAGCACCAAGACGACGUCCGAGACGCUGCCAGCGACGCUUACGACCGCCUUGCCGCGCCUUCACGUGCGGUCGCCGGCUAAAACCAAGCAGCAGCAGGCGCGGCCAUCGAUGCUCGACCUCUUCUCCGAACCAUCCUCCUCCGAGACGCUCGUGCGUGGCCUCUCGUAUGCCACAGACGGCAAGAAAGUACCGGCAGGCGACUGCCUCGGAACGCUCCUGCAUGUCGACUUGUGGAAAGCGACCGACGAAAUGCCUGGCCGACAAGACCACGUCGCAGAACUCGACUUGCGCCGCCCGUCGAGCCUCCUCGCCGCGAGUGCAUCGGCCGACCCCGGCGACACCAUCUUCAUUGUCAACCUGCAGGUGCCCGGCACGCCCUUUGUGCAUGUUGUUUCCUAUUGGCGACUUUCCGCCGAGGCGCUAGCAAGUGACGCCAAGUUUGCAGGGCUCUUCACCCGAUUCCAAAGCAACGAGCCCGAGGCGCAGUCGUUCCAAGACGCGCGCUUCAAGCUCGUGCCAACGAUCGUUGAUGGCCCGUGGCUCAUCAAGGCCGCCGUGCCGCAGAAGCCAGCAAUCACUGGCAAGAAGCUCACGCAGCGCUACUUCGUUGGCAGCAACUACGUCGAAGUCGAUAUGGACAUUGGGUCGAGCGCAAUCGCGUCCAAUAUCGUGAGCCUCUGCCGCGGCUACGCCGAGCGGCUCGUUGUGGACUUGAGUUUGACUCUACAAGGCAACAGCGACGCCGAGCUGCCGGAACGCAUUUUUGGGUCGGUGCGCUUUUCACACUUGGAUUUAACACUGGCGACGGCGAUGCCACCGCGGUCGCCAUGACCGCAAGACGGGCGACAGUAGUAUGUAGUACAUCCGAUUGUAACCUUAUGGCAACACCUAACCAUCGUGUGAGCGUCGUUUCAAGAAG
This is a messenger RNA of Saprolegnia parasitica CBS 223.65, 1100 nucleotides long. RefSeq lists its product as hypothetical. The coding region runs from base 35 to 1012 and encodes 325 amino acids. The record is from RefSeq and is a predicted model, not a curated record. The transcript has 3 exons. Lineage: Eukaryota; Oomycota; Saprolegniomycetes; Saprolegniales; Saprolegniaceae.